AUGUCAUCCAAUACGUUGGACAACACCAGCCGGGCACUGCACGCGCUAUUCUGCUAUGCUUGGGACAAAUUUGAGGCGCACCAAGCAGAAGAAGCGAACGCCAUGUGUCGUCGGUUGCUCCUCGAGCCGCGCCUGAGCCCUCUCGGUUGGGCUGGCUGUCAUCUCGUCCUUGCACACUCGCCGGAUCAGUCUGUGGAACAUGCUCAGGCCGCCUUAGAGGCGUAUCAGAACUUGUUCUCUGAUGAGCCCGCCCUCACCGAACUACACCUCCAGUCUCAGAAACAGCUUAUUGAGCUCACCGAGAGGGUACUCGCCGAGAGGCAACAGAUCGAUGCUGAAUACUCUCUUCAACUUGACGAGAUGGGAGAGGCCGACGAGAUGGAAGAGGAUACGGAAGAGGAAGAGGAAGAUGACACGGAUGAGGAAGAGGAAGGAGAUAUGGAAGAUGAUGAUGAAGAAGACGUGGGAGGGGUGAUCGAACUCUUCGGCGACCAGACCCAGCGCACUGCCGAUGCUCCCGAAGUUGCCGACACUCAUGCUUCAGAUGUUCAGACGGCAGCACUACGGUCCUCGCUCUUAGCUCUCCCUUUGACAUCUGGCUUGCCCACUCCUGCUGGGUCGAAGCGGCCUUCUCGCCAUCCUACUGAUACGGAUAACAAGUGA
Molecule: messenger RNA, 663 nt
Organism: Dothidotthia symphoricarpi CBS 119687
Lineage: Eukaryota; Fungi; Ascomycota; Dothideomycetes; Pleosporales; Dothidotthiaceae
Exons: 2
Coding region: 1-663 (220 amino acids)
Source: RefSeq, a predicted model, not a curated record